This is a messenger RNA of Paraglomus brasilianum, 1188 nucleotides long. The record is from the annotation of a GenBank genome assembly. Lineage: Eukaryota; Fungi; Glomeromycota; Glomeromycetes; Paraglomerales; Paraglomeraceae.
AUGUUUGCAAGCUGGACUGCUUGGUUUGCGCCGAAAGUUGAUCAGCAAGCACGCGAUCUCUGGGUCUACCAUGGUGGCAAACGCAACAUUCGCCCGUCGUGUUGCGAUUUAUUCUUUAGCAACGAUAAAAACGAACCUGAAACGAGACAACUAUUGCAGCAAAAGACUGUUGUUAUAUACCACCCAAGUUGGAUAAAAGAUUGUCACAACAGAGGCCGUCCAGUGCAUUUAGGACCUUUUGUUCUGCCGGACUUUGACUUUCCUAUACGACGUCGAAUUCAAUCGACUGCUUCCUUGCCUAGUUCUCCCCAUUCACCCAUUCUAACAUCGACACACAGUUCGCCUACCCCUGCUCCUACCUACGCUCGAACUCAGACCAAUUCAACCAGAUACAGUCUGCCGAUAAAUGUGACCUUUGAGCGAUCGUCUUCACUAGGUUACGUUGAUGACUUGGAUCCUCAAUAUGGAAUACCAAGACGACGUGCACGAAAAGUCAGGUCAUCGGAUUCGCCUUUUAUUGAUUUUACCAGUAUAAACGGCAGUAAUAGUGCAAGUGUUAUCGAGAACGAAGGAGCAACUGAUGAAUUAGAUGCGAAUGCGAAUGAAUCAAAAUUGCCUGAUUACUUUUAUAGGCAGGAUGGGUGGAACAAUAGGCCGCCUCCUCCACCAACACCGCCUCGGCCGGCUAGCAGAGCCUCUCGCUCUCCCUUAAGAAAGAAGAGAAGGUUAGACACCCCGGAAGUUUUUAGGAGAUAUGAAUGUGAGAGCGAUCAAAUGAAUGAGGUCGAAAGCGUAGACGUAAUUGGAAAUUCAAUCAGGAAUGCAAUGGACAACGAACAAGAGACUAUAAGUCACAACGUGGAGAACCAUGUGGAGGAAGUAAUUAAUGAAGGACGCGAAGAUGACGUGACCGAAGACCAGAGAAAUGACCGUUCCGAAAGAGGAACGACUCCUCCACAGCCAGAAUCAUUCCAUCCGGCACCUUACCCAAAUACCCCCACCCCUUCUCGUUUUCAUACACCUCCAACACCAACACCACAACCUUCCACAAUUAGCGCCAAUCAGCUAAAACAGCGUGCAACCGUUUUGUUGAUGGCUUUAAACCCAUCGCGAACGUCCAUAUUUGAGGCAGCUGAAAUACUUCGGCCAGGGUUUGGUGGGUUUGAGAUUGAGGAAUAUGGAGGAUGA